AUGAAAUUCAUCCGAGCUAUUUUCUUACUGCUCCUCUGUCCAGCUUUGAGCCUCAACACCAGACAAAGCUACGAUGGGCUGGAACAGAGGCUGAAGGAGGUCUUCGGUGAACGGAGCAGCAUCCUGCACCAGCUCUCCAAGACGUCAAAGGAGCUGGACAGCAUCAAAGGAAACCUUCAGUCGCUGAAGAACGAUGACUCGGUGGCCAAGAAGGAUGUGCAGAGGAUCCUGGAGCUCAGCCACAAGCAGAGGCAGGAGAUGAAGUCUCUCCAGGCCGCCUUGCAGAAGCAGCUGGACGAGGCAAACGAGAGGGCGGAGAAGCAGCAGGCCACGAUCAAAUUUCUGAAAGUGGAGAUGGAGAAAAAAACAAAAAUCAUCAAGGAUCUACAGCAAGAGAACAAGAGCUUGAAAACCAAACUGCUUUCGGGACACAAGCGUUGUGAUGCCUACGCUGAAGAGUCGAAAAAAAUCCAGGCUCAACUGAAAGAACUGCGGUACGGGAAAAAUGAUUUAAUUUUUAAGGGCCAGCAGCUAAUGGACCUGGAGCACAAGCUAACUAUAGCCAAGGAGGAACUGGAGAAGACUGCACUGGAUAAGGAGUCUCAGCUGAAGGCGCUGAAGGACACGGUUCACAUCUGCUUCUCGGCCGUCCUGCACAACCAGCCCGGCAGCAGCCACAGAUUUCCCGUCUCCCCCGCCCACUUGUUCAGAUACUCGUCGCUCAUCAACAGCUCCAGAGUCACCUUCCAGCAGCCGGACGCCAAGGAUAUCUCUAAAAUUCAGAGAAUUGCAGCAGACAGUAAAUCCCCCGGGAAGCUCGGAGUAAUGAGGAGAGAGGGUGACGGAGUGACAGGCUGCCAAAUGGAAAAGCCCGGCGGCAGCUGCUUCCAGAACCAGACGGAGGAAUCGGCCCCAGACAGUAAAACGCUACCAGAGCCACAGCAGCAGAGGAGCCAACCGCAGACCGGAACAUCCGACACAAAGCUCUCAGAUGACAGCGAGGCGGCGGAGGGAGGCAGCAGCAAAAAGACAAAGCCACACGAACACGACUGAGCGGACGGCACAUCAUCCAAAAUGCUCCUGUAUCGCCUGAAGGAUCUUUCUAAGAGCACACACUUGCGCACUCUCACAAAAUAACACGUGCGCCCACACACACACACACACAUACACACACACUCACACACACAGCUACACACGCAUAUCAGCAUUGUUUGCAAAAGCUGAGACUCUGGAAUCGUCGACACAACACAUUUCUGACAGUCAUCGGCAAACCUCCAGAAUAAAAACAGGCAUGCAUUCUAGACAUUCUUUUUCAGAAAAAGGUAGCAAAUGGCACUGGUAACUUGUUUCAUUGAUGGUUCAUUUGUUGUUUACUUAUCUGAGUUUUUAUUCCGAGUGAGGACACUGCUUUCUAAAUGUGUGAUCUUUCUAGAAAAAUCCCGUUGCACUGGUGAGGUCUGAUACUGUAUCCUGUGAUAGAAGUACAUCAAUUGACAAAAGAUACUUCUAUUACUACUACUACUACCCAACUUAGAGUAUUGUUUGUAACUCAUUGUAGCAAGGUUAAUUUACUCCUCCACAUUUUUAAAAAUAGAGGCUCAAGUUGGCUGGCCAACUGUUCAACAUUUAAUAUUUCCGCACUCUUUAACACUCGAGGCAAAGAGCCAAAGACUCACAAUGGGUCGUCUCCCUGAGAAUGUGCCGUGCACUGGGUAGUAACUCCGAGCUACGCGUAUCUGUGUUAUCUGACCUUUCGGUGUCCUUUCAAUAAACUGUAAUUUUCAGUAAAUGUGUGAAGAAUAAAUGGUUAUUCGUGGGAAAGAAAUGAGUGAGUAUGUUUGUGAUCAACAGAGGAAAUGG
Pseudoliparis swirei is the source of this 1860-nucleotide messenger RNA. It is a transcript of the gene luzp2, whose product is annotated as leucine zipper protein 2. Lineage: Eukaryota; Metazoa; Chordata; Actinopteri; Perciformes; Liparidae. The coding region runs from base 1 to 1053 and encodes 350 amino acids. The transcript has 12 exons. The record is from RefSeq and is a predicted model, not a curated record.